Hydractinia symbiolongicarpus is the source of this 3628-nucleotide messenger RNA. RefSeq lists its product as uncharacterized. NCBI's taxonomy places the organism in Eukaryota, Metazoa, Cnidaria, Hydrozoa, Anthoathecata, Hydractiniidae. Bases 870 to 3197 code for a protein of 775 amino acids. The transcript has 6 exons. The record is from RefSeq and is a predicted model, not a curated record.
AACUAUAUUUAUGGAUUAUUUCACACUGGAAUAAACUUUAUUGGUUUCGCUUUAUAAUAACAUUUUUUGCUUUCUUUCGUUUUGAAAAUAACGCUUUAGCUAACCUGAAUUUUGACAAUUUUUUAUCAAUGUAAUAACAUUUAUAGCUAGCCUUCGAAAUCGUAUUUUAAAAACACAAAAGUUGUAAAAAACCAAGAUCAAAGUUUUUAUUAUACUUUUUUAGUUCAAAUUUGAAAUUUGUGAUUUAUACACCUUAGCUAGAUCCGUCGUUUAGCUACAAACAAACUCUUUGUAUAUACUUCAGUUUACAAAAAUUUUAAACAAAGUUUGAAACAAAUAUCACUGUUAGCCUGCUAGAUAAGCAUUAGUAUCGUAUUUUUUUAUCAUAUUUUUUAAAAAAGAUUUCAAACUUUUUGAAUUAUGAACGAGCAACGCCUCAAUGUUUUAUUAACGAACUUUGUGAAUGAAAAAAACAUUAGGAAGAAAAAGUAAAAACCUCAACAUAUUUUUCCUGUUUAAUUAAUUCCAUCGAUUUUUCUUAUGUAAAGCUUUUAUAAUGUGUUACGAGAAGAAGCUAUUAUUUUUCUCAAUUCUCCACCAUUAUUUAAAUUCAUUUUUCGGAAAAAACAAGCCCCGAGUUUUUUAUCGAGCGUAUUUUUGAAGCAAAACAAAACACCGAAAAUUUGAGAACCUGCGUAGACCCACUCACUUUAGUAUGAUGCACAACUGGUCAACAUAAAAGAACUCAUUUGCUUUUCUUUUUGAAUUUCUUCUGUAUUUGUGUGUGUUUUCGCAUUCUUCUGAAGGUUGUUUUUGUUUCAAGUUUACAUAUAUUUAGAAAGGACCAAGCUGAUGAGUCUGAUGGAAGUAUGAAAAAAGAAGAAGUGGUAACGGAAAAAAUGAAAGCAGCUUACAAAAAAACGAAAGAAAAAAAGAUUAUCGAGAAUAUUGAAAACGGUUAUUCACAUGGUAAACACCAACAACAAAAAAUCCAGAGACUAGGAAAAAAGAAGAACGGUGUUAAUGACGAUGUUACCGCAACUGGCGAUGUUACGACGAAGAAACGAAGUAAAAAGGAAAUCGAAAAGAAAGGGAACGGAGAGAAAGCUCGUUCAGACUCUCCUGGUAUGGACUUAAGCGUGUUCCAACCACGUGGAAAGCGAAGGUGUGUCAUACAAAACGAAUCGAAGAAAGCAAAAGAAGAGUGGUGGAGUGACGACGACGAUGAGGAAGAAAAACACGACGCUGACAACAAUGACAAGGCUGAUGUAACUGACGACGAGAACGGUGAGCAACCAACGGCAAAUAAAAAGAAACGAAAAACAACAAAAGCUGAGAAGACAGCCGAUACAAAUCCCGUUACUAAAACAGUUCGUUGUUACGUGUUUUCAACUGGGAUGGCUAACCGAGCGGGUCAUGCGGUACAUAAAGGAAGAUACGCUAGUGUGACGGAGUAUCAUCAUGCCCAAAAGUGGUCCACACCGUAUCUAAGUGCAGAAGUACACUGUAGGCCUUUCCAUCCAGAUUUUGAGGAACAAGAAGAGGUUAAAGAUUUAGCUCCAAAUCAUUUUAACAUGUCCGCCGUAAAGCGUGACGAAGAAGAGGAAACUAAUUCUCCCGCUCUUGACACUGAAACAAAGUUUCAACCUCAACGGAGGAGUCCUGUAGUGGUGCCCCGAGAACGUCUACUUAGCGUUGAUAGUUGGCAGAAAGAACAAGUGAUUGAAGCAGCUAAAAAAAUGAGCGGAAUCAACGAUCCACAACAUAGAGACACGCAAAGUCCUCGAAGUUUUGUUACUGCCGGCUCUGUGGCGACCGGAACAAUUAAUAACGUUGCAAAACCCCCUGACAAAAACAAUGCAGAUUCGGACUCUUCUCCACAAACUGUGCCGAAAUUUACUGAAGUUUCCAAUAAAGACACUGAUAAGGGAUCUUAUGGGAAUACCAUAUUUAGUCACGCGAAUACCAUAUUUAGUAUUGAAAAGAUGACAGCAUCGUCUGAAGAUAUCUCUCGCAAGAAGGACUUAAACAGCCCUCCUCAGUUAGUCCCAACUUUUUCGCAAGAAACUGUAGAAAGUAAAAACAAUUCAUAUCCCGCAGACAUUACUAAUUUGAAAGAACAACUUCGUUACCAUUCCCCUAAGAGGUUUGGUCACGAUUUGACUAGUAAUUAUAAAUUGCUAAACGAAUCACGUGAUAGCAGUGUCCGACCAACAGUACUCAGUAUGCUAGGGGAUCGACAUGAAAAUGAUAAUAUUCGCAGUACACUUGAUGUAGCUGAAAAAGCAUUAAAAGAGUCAAGAACGUUACCUCUUCCAUAUAAACAUUCAGGACCAAUCCUUCCACGUGAUGUACAUCCUGCUCUGUUUAUGUCGAGACAUUCUCCGCACACAUCAGCAUUUAAUGGUCAUAUACCUUCUAGUGUAAUGUUUUCACGUCACCACUCCGUUGACCCGUUCACGUCUUCGAAAUCACUGGGAGUGACUUCAUUUCAACCACCACACACUGCAGAACAUUUUUUAAACCGUAACCCACCUAUAAUUGCUCCGUUCAGACACCCCCUACAUAGUCCAAAUGGAUUUCAGGAAGCAGAAAAAUUAAGUGAAAAAUACAAGGCACUUUCCUCAUUUAAUCAAAGACCCUCUUCCCUACCCAUGCUUACCUCCGCUGUGGAAAGUCGUAUACCAAAAUCUUUUUCUGUAGAAAGUUUAACCCGAGUACAAGAGAAGGACAAAACGCCCCAAAUGGACGCCCGCAAUGGUCAACACGAUGAGGCGUUAAAAUUGAGUAUACAACCUGGAACAAUACCAGAUAGACAUUUUGCAUUUCGUGAUCGGUUGCACAUGCCACAAACAAAUCUUCAUAACGGAGUAAAGCGUCCAUUUGACGAACAUUUACCCAGCCAUUUUAUGGAGAGGGUACAUCGAGACAAAAAAAUAUUUGAACAUUUACACGAAGAACAACUCCAACGAGAAAAAGAAAGAUUUUUGUUAGAUAAAGAACGUUACAUCCACCAUCCUAGGUUUCCGUUGCACGAGCCGUGGUCAUCUGCAUCUGCAGAACGAGUGCGACCAGGCUAUGUACCGCGAACUUUACCGAAUACUAACGAGCGAAGUGGAGAUCUUCCUUCGCCGCCUUAUCAUGCAGCAUACGCUCAAAUGCAUCGUUUAAAUCCGUAUCCCUUCACGAAUCGGUAACGAUAAAUAUCGUUCUUAAUUUGGUUACGAAGUUUGGAUAAUUUCUAAUUGUAUAUUUUUUUAAAUCUUCGGUUAGCCACUGACUUUUUUACGCCGGUCGUAAUUUAAGACAUUCGCGCAUGGUUUCAUAUACGUUGUUUUUGUUUACGUGUUUGCAAACAAACUCAGGCAGCGGAAGACUAACGUCUUCUAAAACUGUUGUGGAUAGGGUGGGCAACUGUAUUAAGAAGAAUGCUGAAACAAAGUCAACUUUGUUAGUGUUCCAUGUUUGUUUUAGUGAGUUUGACCACAUGAAUAUAAAUGCAAAUAAACCGGCGUUAUCUUAGGACCGGCGUAAAAAGAAAUGUAUUCAGGGGACGCACAUUUAUAUGAAUGUUUUAUACUUGUGUAUAUAUUAUUUUCAAGGAAUACAAGUUUUAAUUCUCCUUUUA